Messenger RNA from Dentiscutata erythropus, 948 nucleotides. Lineage: Eukaryota; Fungi; Glomeromycota; Glomeromycetes; Diversisporales; Gigasporaceae. The record is from the annotation of a GenBank genome assembly.
AUGGAAGAAUACCUGGAUAAAACAGAAGGAACCGCAGAACCUAAUCGGUGUGCAGAGAAAACUUGGUCCCUUCAAAUAGGUGAACCAACGGAACUGAUUAAUGUUCAGAAAUUCCUGGAUUCUUUCAGUUUAGAGCUUGGACAUGAAGAGGAGAGCAUACGAUGCGAUUCUAAGUUGUCUGAAAAACUUAAUAAAAAACAGCUUAAAGAAAUCAGGGAGAAAUGCAGCGUGAAAGAGUAUUUCAAACUCUCCAGCCAAUUCUUUGCUGAGCCGUCUGCAAUGGAAAUUAAAUUCAUGGAAAUGACUACAGAGAUGGAUAGUUCUCCUCUGGCAAGUUUAAGGGAUGCCAAUAGAACUAGAAAUUCACAUAUGAAACGUGCGGAUUUGAAUUAUUUGUCUUCUGUAAAAUUCUCUAAACCAAACAAGCCAAGCGAACCUCAAAGUUUUGAAAAUAAGCCUGAAGCCAUCCUUUCGGUUGCGUUUUAUAAUCAGAGUAAAACUUCUACUCGCACACAGGAAUUUUUGGUUUUGGGUAGUCAACCAUUAACCGCUCUUAGAGAUGCAUUCUAUUGUCUUCGAGAUUUUUAUAAGCUUGAACCAUGGGAACAACCAAAGCCUACUACUAUAUUAAAUGCAACAAAUCGAAAAAUGUCACCAAGUUAUUUUUUUAUUGAAAAUGUAUUUUAUAACGAUCUCAGGGACCCGAGAGCUGUUGAUUAUAGCAGCAAGACAAUGGAAAAUGUGACAUUCAAUGAAUUAUCAAUAAAGCUAAACCAGCCGUAUUUGUUUGUCCAUCAGGGAGAUUGUCAACAUGCAGUAGUUUUUAGAGACUUGAGGUUAAAGCAAGCAUAUGAUGAUCCAGAUCCAGCUGUUUACCCAAAAGCUAUAUUCCGUGGUAAAAUAGGUCGACACAAAUGUCGUAUGUGCAUGCAACGACCUGCUAUGUAA